GCAUACAGUGUAUUAAUUACACAAAUAUGUUUUUUCUUAAUUAGUUUUUCUAUCUAAAAAAACAAUCUAUAUAUAUAAGCUAGCAUGAUAGCAUCUCUACUUUUAUUACAUAAUAGUACAAGAAAACAAAACUCCAUAAUGAAUAAGGCAACAUUUCUACUGCUCCUCGUGGCGGCGGCGGCAGUGGCGGCGGCGCCGCCGGCCAAGAUCUCAUGCGGCGAGGUCACAACCACAUUGGCGCCGUGCUUCGAGUACGUGUUAGGCGGCGGCACGGUGCCGCUCAACUGCUGCGCGGGGGUUAAGUCGCUGUACAAGGCGGCGAGCACCACCGCCGACCGCCGCAACGUUUGCGUCUGCCUGAAAUCCGUCACCGGCUCCGCCUCUGCGGCCGCCGUCAGAAACGCCAAAAGCCUCCCCGGAAAAUGCGGCGUCUCCCUUCCAUACGAAAUCACGCCUGCAAUUGAUUGCACCAAGGUUAAAUAGAGACAAUGAACUAUAUCAGCUUCCUCUGCAGCAGCGAAUUAUAUACAUAUAUAUUUCUGCAGCUUGAUUAAUUUGUAUCUUUUUCUAUAUAUGAAAUGUUACUCUACUGUUGGUGAGGCUUGAAUUGGUAUAAUCAAAUUGUACUCGCUCAAUUUUCUGCUGAAAAGUCUAAUGAAAAGUUCUUGCAAUGGAAAUUAUGAUCAAA
Molecule: messenger RNA, 688 nt
Organism: Salvia miltiorrhiza (redroot sage)
Lineage: Eukaryota; Viridiplantae; Streptophyta; Magnoliopsida; Lamiales; Lamiaceae
Product: non-specific lipid-transfer protein 1-like
Exons: 2
Coding region: 85-483 (132 amino acids)
Biological process (GO): lipid transport
Cellular component (GO): membrane
Molecular function (GO): lipid binding
Source: RefSeq, a predicted model, not a curated record